Molecule: messenger RNA, 2076 nt
Organism: Trichomonas vaginalis G3
Lineage: Eukaryota; Parabasalia; Trichomonadida; Trichomonadidae
Exons: 1
Coding region: 1-2076 (691 amino acids)
Biological process (GO): cell migration; regulation of Arp2/3 complex-mediated actin nucleation
Cellular component (GO): lamellipodium; plasma membrane
Source: RefSeq, a predicted model, not a curated record
AUGGAUGAGAAAACUCUUUAUUUAGCCUUAUCACAAAUCAAUAUGGAUCAAGAACUGCUUAUUGGUAGUACUUGGAUCGAUGUUGAAGUCAAUGCAGGUCAGAAAUCGAAAGUUUUUUUAGUCAUCACCGAAUUCAACUUAUAUCUUUUCAAUAAACAAGAAGGCAAAGAAGGGUUAGAUAUAAUCGGCAUUUAUUCCUUUUUCGACAUUAAAAGUCUCGAAUUUAUUCAUGCAAACUGUUUUACUUUAUCUUUUGCAGAUAAGAACUUCAAAUUCUUUGGAGAUGAUAUAGGAUAUAUUCCAGAUUUGAUAUCAAAACAGAUCCAUCUGAUUUUGUUACCAAUAGAAAUUCCAAUUAUUAAAGGAAAGAAAGCAAUGACAAGCCAAGGCAAACGAACCACACUUAGCAAGUCAUCUGUACUCAUAAGACUUAGAGGCAAACUGAAGCUUGCCAACCGUUAUCCGCCUCAACAAUUUAUUGAUGAUAUGCAAGCAUAUCUGAAAACAGAUCCGUCCGAAUUCGAGUUCAACAAUUUCAAAGACAUUGAUAAUUACAUUGAUAAUAUUCUCGAAGCUGUCGAAAUUGAACCAAAAAUCGAAACUUUGAAUUUUACAGGGAAACAAGUACUCAAUCAUUGGAAUAACUUAUCUAUAUUUAUUCGAAAUAAUACUACAAUUCAGAAAAUUGUGAUUUCAGAAGAAAUUAACCGAGGAUUUAUCGAUUUUUGCUCAUCUUUAGCAAAAAACGCCAAUUCGAAGCUUAAAAAGAUUGAAUUCAAAGAAGUCACUUUUAAUACAGAGCAUAUUGAGGCUCUAGACCGAGCAAUUCAAAAACAUCCCUUUAUUUACCUUUCUUUUGACAAAUGCAACUUUUCGGAGUCAGCUGGGAAGUUAUCGAAUUUAAUCAUCAACAAUACAGAGAAUUCCGUCAACUUAAAUUCGAUUUUUAUGUCAUCAAUAAAUUUAAGUAAAUCGGACAUCCAAACUGCCGUUCACAGAUUGAACUACGUAUCAUUACGAGGUUGCUGCUUAGAAUUGGCUUCACUUUUUGAAAAUUUCAAAAAUUCAAAUUUAAUAAUGGCUGAUUUCUCAUCAAAUCGAUGCACUGUACCAAUCAACACAUCAGUCUCAUUCCCAGCAUCACUGAAACACCUCUGUGUUAACGAUAUAAUGUGGUCAAGUUCGAGUUUGACUUCAAUUUUCUUGGCAACGACGGAUUGUGAUGAAUAUUUAUCGUUAUCGGUAGCUAAUUGCCAAAUGUUGGAAGACGAUUGGAAUUCAUUCUUCAGUUCCAUUGAAUUUUGUGGAGAAUCAAAAAUUACUUCGUUAUGCUGGGCAAACAACCCGUUACAUUACAAAUUAUUCAAGUUUAUAAGUAAUUCUAGGAAUAUAGAGUAUGUUUCUUUCUCAGGAUGCCAAAUUCCUUCGGAUGGCUCGAUUCAAAAAUUUAUUUCAACCUGCAACAGCCUGAAAUACUUAGAUCUACACGGAUCUGCUAACUACAAGUUAGGAUAUGAAGCAUUUUCAUUGUUGCAGAGGAUUUUGAAAUCAAAAUUAGAAUAUAUUGAUUUUUCAAAUAAUAAUUUGGAUUCUAGGUUCAUUCCAUUGAUAACAAAGCUAUUAGAAUCUAAUACAAUCAAGUUCUUCCUAUUUGACGCUGCAAAUUUCGAUCAAAAUUUCAUAUCAGAUUUAAUGAAGCAAUAUAAGAAUAAAAUACAGCGAUCAAAUCUGAAAGAGAUUGAUUUUGAUGCGUUCUUGAGGACUUCCACUAAGCUAUUCUCAAUUGAUGGCUGUAAUUUCGAUAUUCAACUUUAUUUUUCGGAUUCUGACCUAGAAAUUCCGAAAGAUUCUCAGUACAAUAAUGCCCCUGCAGCAUAUCUACAAGGUUCUGACUACUGGGAUGUUCUAAAAAUCGACCAACUCCAGAAAAGAUAUUCGAACUCAGAAAAACAAGUAAUUUCAUGGGAAUUCAACUUACCAGAGAUGAAAGACUUCGACAUUCAGUCAUUUACUAAGGAAAUGGAAAUUUCUUUCGAAUUAGAAACACUUAGUAAUAAAUUAAUGGAUUAUUGGUAA